AUGGAGGGGGAGCUCGGCCUGCUCGGGCACCACUCGCCGGCGGGGUCGUCCUGCGUCUCCUCCGAGGUCUUCGGGUCGCCGAUUCCCGCGUCGCCGCGGGAUAAGCUGCUCCUCGACUCCUCUCCCUCGUCGUGCGUCUCCGACGGCCGCAGCAAGGGAGGUCGACCCAGCUCGCCCACACGGAUGGGGAAGGCGCUCGACUCGCCCGCGUCCUGCGUCUCCGACGGCCGCUACGUCUCGCCGCUGCGCGUGUCAGCGGAGCAGGAGCGCGAGGCGCGCGAGGCGGAGAUGCUCCUGCGCGCGAUCGCCGAGCGCUACGACGAGUGCUUCCUGCGCCUGCGCGACGCCACGGCCGAGGUAGCUGAGCUCCGCCUCGAGCGCCUCCAUCUCCGAGCGGAGAACGUGCAGCUCUCCCUCCUCCUCGAGGAGCUCGAGGCCAAUCGGGGGAAUCUGGCGUACGCGGCGGCGCCGGCACCACCACUGAAGCCGGCGGAGGAGGCGGCAGCGCGUGGCGGCGCGCCCAAGAGCAUCUCGAUACGAUCCAAGUGCUACCUCUCGCAGAUGAACCAGCCGCAGGGCGAGGCAGAGGCGCAGCGCCUCCGUGUUCGUCCACCUCCACCGAUUGAGGAGGCCGCAGAGGACGAGGCGCAGGGGGACGGGGAAGUGGAGGUGGAGGCGUACAGGCAGGGCACGCACAAGACGGAGCUGUGCAACAAGUGGGAGCAGGGCACCUGUCCCUACGCCGACCGGUGCCGGUUCGCGCACGGCCUGCACGAGAUGCGCCCCGUCAUCCGCCACCCGCGCUACAAGACCCUCCCCUGCCAGAUGUUCGUCGCCGCCUCCGGCUGCCCCUACGGCCACCGCUGCCACUUCCGCCACUCCCCAGCGCCCGCCGUGGAGUCCUACUAG
Molecule: messenger RNA, 909 nt
Organism: Lolium rigidum
Lineage: Eukaryota; Viridiplantae; Streptophyta; Magnoliopsida; Poales; Poaceae
Product: putative zinc finger CCCH domain-containing protein 21
Exons: 2
Coding region: 1-909 (302 amino acids)
Molecular function (GO): metal ion binding; mRNA binding
Source: RefSeq, a predicted model, not a curated record